AUGGAGAAGCACUCGCCAGCACUGGGGCCUCCGUCUCAGCGCACCUGCAUCAUCUACUGGGCCCUCAUCCUGCACAACGGUGAGGUGACAGUCACUGAGGAUGAGAUCAAUGCCCUCAUUAAAGCAGCAGGAGUAAAUGCUGAAGCUUUCUGGCCGGGCUUACUUGCAAAGGCCCUGGCCGACGUCUACAUCGGCAGCCUCAUCUGCAAUGUAGGGGCUGGUGGACCUGCCCCAGUAGCGGGUGCCGCACCAGCAGGAGGUCCUGCUCCCUCCACCACUGCUGCCCCAGCUGAGGAGAAGGAAAUGGAAGCAAAGAAAGAAGAAUACAAAACAAAAGACUAA
This is a messenger RNA of Herpailurus yagouaroundi (jaguarundi), 342 nucleotides long. RefSeq names its product 60S acidic ribosomal protein P1-like. Gene Ontology annotation, biological process: cytoplasmic translation; translational elongation. The record is from RefSeq and is a predicted model, not a curated record. NCBI's taxonomy places the organism in Eukaryota, Metazoa, Chordata, Mammalia, Carnivora, Felidae. Gene Ontology annotation, cellular component: ribosome; cytosolic large ribosomal subunit. Bases 1 to 342 code for a protein of 113 amino acids. Gene Ontology annotation, molecular function: protein kinase activator activity; structural constituent of ribosome; ribonucleoprotein complex binding. The transcript has 4 exons.